Saccostrea echinata is the source of this 834-nucleotide messenger RNA. RefSeq names its product sugar transporter SWEET1-like. Bases 36 to 695 code for a protein of 219 amino acids. Gene Ontology annotation, biological process: carbohydrate transport. Gene Ontology annotation, molecular function: sugar transmembrane transporter activity. The record is from RefSeq and is a predicted model, not a curated record. Gene Ontology annotation, cellular component: membrane. Lineage: Eukaryota; Metazoa; Mollusca; Bivalvia; Ostreida; Ostreidae. The transcript is spliced from 6 exons.
UAGCCGAUGACUGAAGCUCUGUUGCAUGAGGUUUGAUGGAGGUUCUAUCACUCCUAGGAUGGAUGUGUACAUUUUCCUCCAUAGCUGUUCAGUUUGUGGGCCUUGAAAUAUGUUUCAAAAUCUGGAAGAAGGGAACCACUGGAGACAUAUCCCCUGCCCCUUUUGCAGCCAAUCUUAUUGCGGCCUGCCUGUGGGUGAAAUAUGGAUUGAUGACAACAAUACAGUCUGUUAUUAUUGUAAACAGUAUCGGUGCUCUACUGUCCUUGGUUUAUGUGAUAUUCUUCUACGUAUACUCCAUCAGAAAGACUCUGAUUGGUCGAUUUAUGGUAUUCAGUUGCUUAGCAAUAUGUCUGCCCUAUGUAUACAUUGGAAUGUAUAUAGAAGAUGUAAAGCUGGCCAUAGCCCACCUUGGCAAGAUGUGUGUUAUCAUGACAAUUGUCAGCUAUGCAGCUCCACUUGCUUCUCUAUUUGAUGUGUUCAGGAUGCGCAGUACAGAGGUCAUGUCUUUUCCAUUGGUGCUAGCUUAUUUCAUUGUCUCCAUUGAAUGGUUCAUCUAUGGUUCUCUUCUUCAAGAUCAAUAUGUACAGAUGCCAAAUCUAAUAGGUAUUGCUCUAGGAGUCCUCCAACUGGGAUUGUUUGUUAUUUAUCCAAAAUCCAAGACAGCCUUGCCACAAACAACCAGUGAAACUUUGUGACAAUGAUUGAUGGUAUUCAGCCAAUCAAAUUGAAGCUACUGUUACAUCAAAAGUUGAUUAGUGCAUAACGUACUUCCUUCUACAUAGAGUCAUAUUACAAAUCUGUGAUAUUGAAAGGUCAUCAUACAUAAAUUGUAAU